Pseudophryne corroboree (corroboree frog) is the source of this 1239-nucleotide messenger RNA. It is a transcript of the gene BLOC1S6, whose product is annotated as biogenesis of lysosomal organelles complex 1 subunit 6. Gene Ontology annotation, biological process: intracellular transport. The transcript is spliced from 5 exons. The record is from RefSeq and is a predicted model, not a curated record. Lineage: Eukaryota; Metazoa; Chordata; Amphibia; Anura; Myobatrachidae. Gene Ontology annotation, cellular component: BLOC-1 complex; transport vesicle. Bases 590 to 1105 code for a protein of 171 amino acids.
AGGCUGGGGAGCGCAUUGGAUCGGAGUGGAAAUGAAUUUACGUGAUGUGGUGGGGGCGAUUGCUCCGUGCCAAUUCAGUGUAAUGUGUGCUCCACAGUAGUAAGCGCAGCGCAAGUGGUGCGUCAAAUAAUAGGGAGAUAUCAUACCAGCGUGGAGCAAUACAGGGCUGACACGUCUUGUUGCCCCGUCAUUGAGCAGCUGUUGGUGCCUAUAACUGGCUGCAAGAACCUGCUGGGAUCUGCAGUUGCUAAAGCGCUGGAGACUGAGCAUUAUAAUUACACACAGUGACACCGCCGUGCUGCCCCAGACACCCGCUGGUAACAGAGAGAGACCUCUAGCGGCAGAAGUACAACUUUCAGUUCUAAUUCAACAGUAACUUUUUUUUUCCCCCCUCCAAGCUUUAUUAACAGCAGCCUGGGAGCUACAAGGAUGGUGUCUGGCAGAGACUAGUUAGCGAUCAGUUUCUUCCGGGGUCUGAGCUCCGCGCAUCACAUGCCCCAGGCUGGCUGCGCUGGGAGUCAGAUGUAUGUGUGCGCUCUCGCCAGACUCGGAGUGAGUCGCCGCCGGGGAGCAGCAGCAGGACGACUCCAUGGAGGAAGCGGGGAAGGAUGAUGGCCCAGCAGCUAGCACCACACUCCUCCGGGGCCACAGUGCUGCAGCAGCAGGGACAAGUAAUGAAGCCAUUGAUGAAGGGUUACCAGAAAAUCUGCUGUCUCUCGACUCAGCUGCUGUAGAACAGCUUAGUGAGGGGCUCAUUUCCCACUACCUUCCAAACCUGCAAACUUCAAAGCUCGCCCUACAGGAACUCACGCAAAAUCAAGUGGUUUUAUUAGACACCCUUGACCAGGAAAUCUCAAAAUUCAAAGAGUGUAAUUCAGUUCUCGAUAUCAACACUCUGUUUUCAGAAGCCAAGUAUUACCACAACAAGCUAGUGAAUAUUAGGAAGGAAAUGAUGCUGCUUCAUGAAAAGACAUCAAAAUUAAAAAAGCGUGCACUGAAGCUACAGCAAAAAAAGCAGGAGGACAAUCUAAAGCAAGAACAGCAACGAGAGCGCGAGCUUGAAAGAGAGAAACAGUUGACAGCUAAACCAGCUAAAAGGACUUGACAUGCAGAGGGCAUCUCGGCCAGUUCUUGUACUGCACCCGAUAUCCAUUUCUUACUCCUAAUCAAGGAAAAUAAGAUCUGAUAGUUGGAAGGAAACAGAGUAUUGCCUGCCUUAUAUAUCUUUGUUGAAUUUAA